GUUGCUAAAAAUUAUUGCUUAUAAAAUAUCAGGAAAUGUCGAAAUGAGAAACGCGGAUUCGAUUGCAUUUCUUAUUGUUUAUGCUGAAAUUUAAAUGAACAAAUUCACUUCUCAGAAGUGACUUCUGUCAUUCUGUUUGGUGUUUGGUAUUUAUUCUUAUUAGAGUUACAGUAGUUGUUGAUUUGAAUUCGAACAGGGAUAUUUGUUUCGGGAAACGUCUAACAAUUCAAAGCGAAUUGUUCUACCGUGGGGCCUGUGAUUUUGUGAUUUGUCCUGAUUAUUAAAGGAGCUGCGAAUACAACAUGCCUGAACAAAAAGUGCGACUGCAGAGCAAUGACGGGGAAACUUUCGACGUGGAUUUGGAAGUUGUCAAACUAUCGGGAACAAUAAAAAAUAUGUUGGAAGAUUUGGGUCUGGCGGAUGAAGGACAUAAUCAGAGCGAAGACGAGGUGGUUCCACUCCCGAUGGUCACAGGAGCCAUUCUGAAAAAGGUGCUGGCAUGGGCUGAAUAUCAUAAGAACGAUCCUUUGGCCACCCGCGAAAGUGAUGACGAUACGAGUAAACGCACCGAUGACAUCGUUCAGUGGGACAGUGAAUUCUUGAAAGUCGAUCAGGGCACUUUAUUUGAACUCAUUCUGGCGGCAAAUUACCUGGAUAUGAAGGGAUUGCUCGACGUUUGCUGCAAAACCGUGGCCAACAUGAUUAAAGGGAAAAGUCCAGAGGAAAUCCGACGCACAUUCAACAUCAAAAACGAUUUUACUCCUGAAGAGGAAGAAGCUGUACGUAAAGAAAAUGAAUGGUGUGAAGAUCGGGAUGCAUCGACGCGCUGAUUUCUGUCGUACGCUGGUUUGCUGAACUUCGGAUGAUUUUGUCUGACGAUCUGAUAUCCACACCAUACAUCCAUGUCGGCCAGAAUUUUGUUUAAUACUGUAUUCAACAAAUUCGAUUUGCUGUUUUGCGAACUGUGAGAGGGGUUUUGUCAGUUUGGCCGGAAGACUUAUUAUUGCACAGGCCAUUCUCGAACAAACCUAUGACUAUUUCUCGAACACCUAUAACUAUUUCAUUAAUUAAUAAUUACUAGUACCUAAGUUUCCAUUUUACCCGUGUAUGGAUAAUCUUUUGCUGUUUAUUUCAUAAUACUAAAUUUGUUAUAAUGUUUAGCAUUUGAAUGACGGUAAAUAACUUCGCUUCGACGGACAGAAUCAUGUGGGUUUCGUCCCUUACUUUUGUGAUUUGAUGUUGUAAAUAAUUGCUAAUCGCACGCGUGAA
Messenger RNA from Paramacrobiotus metropolitanus, 1269 nucleotides. Its product is annotated as S-phase kinase-associated protein 1-like. NCBI's taxonomy places the organism in Eukaryota, Metazoa, Tardigrada, Eutardigrada, Parachela, Macrobiotidae. The record is from RefSeq and is a predicted model, not a curated record. Bases 303 to 830 code for a protein of 175 amino acids. Gene Ontology annotation, biological process: SCF-dependent proteasomal ubiquitin-dependent protein catabolic process. Gene Ontology annotation, cellular component: nucleus; cytoplasm. The transcript is spliced from 5 exons. Gene Ontology annotation, molecular function: cullin family protein binding.